CGAGUGUCAUCGUGCAUCGACGCCUGCGAGGGGGUUAUAAGCCAGGAUGUGACAGGGGCAUGAACGAUUUAUUCUCUUUCUUAUCAUCAUGAGUAUCUAUGAACUUGCUCCCAAACCGCCCACCAAGCUCGGCAUUUAUCGUGCCCUGGCCCCCUCUGCGGGCGUGCACGUUUCCCCACUCGCAUUGGGAGCUAUGUCCAUUGGGGACAAAUGGCACCAAUACGGAAUGGGUGCAAUGGACAAGGACUCCUCAGUGAAGCUGCUUAACGCCUAUUUCGAUGCAGGCGGGAAUUUCAUUGAUACUGCGAACAAUUACCAAGACGAAAGCUCAGAGGAGAUCAUCGGCGAGUGGGCUGAAACGCGUGGUAUUCGUGACCAACUUGUCAUUGCUACAAAGUACACUACGAACUUCAAACGAGGCUCCGAUGAAGCACAGAAGGUCAACUAUACUGGAAACAAUGUCAAAUCGAUGCGUAUCAGUGUGGAGGCGAGCCUGAAGAAACUCCGAACAUCCUACAUCGACAUCUUUUAUCUCCACUGGUGGGAUUUCGAUACCAGUAUCGAGGAGGUCAUGAAUGGACUGCACAUCCUUAUUCAGCAGGGCAAAGUUCUCUACCUGGGUAUCUCUGACACACCUGCCUGGAUUGUGUCCAAGGCGAACCAAUAUGCUCGGGAUUACGGGAAAACUCCCUUCGUGAUCUAUCAAGGCAUGUGGAACGUCUUGGAGCGCUCAUUCGAGCGCGACAUAAUUCCCAUGGCCCGCGCCGAAGGCAUGGCGCUCGCACCCUGGAACGUUCUCGCCAGCGGUAAAUUCCGUACAGAUGAAGAGGAGCAGAGGCGCCGUGAGACGGGAGAGAAGGGAAGGGAUUUCAUGGCCCAAUCUUGGGAACGUAGCGAAAAUGAAAAGAAGGUGUCUCAGGCGCUAGAAAAGGUAGCCAAGGAGGUCGGGGCCACUCACAUCACCGCUGUGGCCAUCGCAUACCUUAUGCAGAAAACGCCGUACGUUUUCCCCCUCGUUGGGGGGCGCAAAGUCGAGCAACUAUAUGGGAAUAUCGAGGCGCUUGACAUAUCUUUGUCCCCCGAACAGAUCAGGUAUUUGGAAAGCAUUAUCCCGUUUGAUCCAGGUUUCCCGACCACCAUGAUUGGCGAUGGGUCAUCUCCUACCAUGCUUCUCUCUCACACCGCUCAUUUCGAGAAGGUCCCGCGCGUCGAACCGAUUAGACCGUCAAAGGACUAAGCAUUAAUUCCUAAACACAGCAGUUCCAAUUUUGUUACAAUUGUAUUUCAUAUCAGUGAAAUUUUGUUGAUUGGC
This is a messenger RNA of Suillus clintonianus, 1312 nucleotides long. RefSeq names its product NADP-dependent oxidoreductase domain-containing protein. The transcript has 7 exons. Bases 89 to 1237 code for a protein of 382 amino acids. The record is from RefSeq and is a predicted model, not a curated record. Lineage: Eukaryota; Fungi; Basidiomycota; Agaricomycetes; Boletales; Suillaceae.